GGCCCAGGAGCCAGGCAGCACUAAUCGACAGGAAACAUCGAUCUCCUGCGAGCGGCUAACGGAGGAGACGCGGACUGACCGCCACCUGGCAGCUGCCCACCGCGGCCAAGAUGACCCGACUGGCCGCUCCGAAGCUUCUGAGUCACCUGGCGGAGCUGCUGUGACGAGAUGCUGCAGCUCCCCCUGGUGGUGACUGCCAGAGUGGACCUGGUUCUGCUGCUGCUCACACUGAUCUCCUUCUGGACCCGACUCUCCCGCCUCAGCUACCCCAACGCCGUGGUGUUUGACGAGGUCUACUAUGGACAGUUUGUGUCUCUCUACAUGAAGAGAGUCUUCUUCGUGGACGACAGCGGACCACCGCUUGGUCACAUGAUUCUGGCCUUAGGUGCUUACUUGGGAGGAUUUGAUGGAAACUUCAUGUGGAACAGAAUUGGAGCAGAGUAUCCCUGCGGUGUGAGUGUGUGGAGCCUCCGCCUCCUCCCAGCUGUGUGCGGUGCGUUGUGUGUUCCUUUGGCAUAUUGUGUCAUUCUGGAGUUGGGCUUGUCUCACAUGUCCGCAUUGGUAGCGUCGCUGCUGCUGUUGCUGGACAACGCUCUCAUCGUCCAAUCCCGCUUCAUGUUGCUGGAGUCCGUGGUCAUCUUCUUCAUCCUGUCCGCCUUCCUCUCCUACCUGCGCUUCCACAACGCCGCCUGCAGCUCGCCCGCCAGGUACUGUUGGCUCCUCCUCUCUGGAACGUCCUGCUCCGCCGCCAUCGGGGUGAAGUACAUGGGCGUGUUCUCCUACCUGCUGCUAGUGGGCGUGGCCUCCUUGCACACCUGGAAGUUGAUUGGCAACACCAGUCUUAGCGGCCUGAGUGUGUGUGUCCAGUGUGUGUGUCGUGCUGUGUGUCUCUUUGUAGUCCCGCCCCUGCUCUACGUGGCCUGGUUCUACGUGCACCUGAGUCUCCUGCACCGCACUGGACCACAUGACCAGAUGAUGAGCCCCGCCUUCCAGGCCAGCCUGGAGGGCGGUCUCUCCAGGAUCACCCAGGGUCAACCCCUGGAGGUAGCUUACGGCAGUCAGGUGACCUUGAGAAGCUCCGCCUCCCAGCCAGUGCCUUGUUGGCUCCAUUCCCACAAAGCCAACUAUCCAAUCAGGUAUGAGAGUGGGCGGGGCAGCUCCCACCAGCAGCAGGUCACAUGUUACCCGUUCAAAGACGUCAACAACUGGUGGAUCGUGAAGAACCCGGACAGGGCCGAGCUGGUGGUGGGCAGUCCUCCCCGUGCGGUCCGUCACGGCGACGUGGUUCAGCUGCUCCACGGGAUGACGUCACGCUCCCUCAACAGCCAUGACGUGGCGGCGCCCAUGAGCCCCCACGACCAGGAAGUGUCCGCCUACAUCGACUUCAACGUCUCCAUGCCGGCGCAGAACCUGUGGAGGGUGGAUAUUGUCAACAGGGAGGCGGAGUCUCAGGUGUGGAAGACCAUCCUGUCGGAAGUCCGAUUGGUCCACGUCAACACCUCGGCUGUCCUCAAGUUGAGUGGCACGUCUCUUCCAGACUGGGGUUUCCGUCAGAUGGAAGUGGUUGCUGAAAAGAUGUUGAAAGGUCCCAGCAGCAGUCUGACCUGGACGGUGGAGGAGCACAGAUACGGAACCAGUGAGGAGCAGAAGGACAGGGAGGCGGAGCUUCACUCUCCCACGCACAUCGACGUCAACAGGAAGAUCUCCUUGUGGGCAAAGUUUCUGGAAGUGCAGUGGAGGAUGCUUUCGGUGAAGCAGGAGGAGUCUGAACACAAGUAUAGCUCCGCCCCUUUGGAGUGGAUCACCAUGGAGACCAACAUUGCAUACUGGCUGCAUCCCUCCACCAAUGCCCAGAUCCACCUGAUUGGUAAUCCAGUGUCGUGGGGCGUGGCCAACCUCAGCUUGUUGACCUAUCUCCUGUUGGCUGCCAUCUACCUGCUGAGGAGGAGGCGUGGCAUCAGAGACUUACCUGAUGCUGCGUGGGAGCAGUAUGUGUGUGUAGGUGAGGUGUGUGUGGGCGGCUGGCUGGUCAACUUUCUUCCCUUCGUGCUGAUGGACAAGAGUCUCUUCCUCUACCAUUACCUGCCCGCCCUGGUCUUCCUGCACCUGCUGACCGCCGCCCUGCUGGAGCACGUGCACACACACCUGCUCAGCACGGCGAGGCAGCGCGGUGUGUUGCAGGUGUGUGUGUGCGCCAUGUUGGUGUGUGUCUUCCUGUCCUACCACCUCUUCUGCCCUUUGACCUACGGGAGUCCAGAGCUGUCAGCCAAUCAGCUGCGAGCCUUGAAGUGGAGAGACUCCUGGGACAUCCUGUACCGCCAACGCUAGGCUCCUCCCCCUGAUGACAUCACGACCCGCCAGGACUGAUCAGUCACAACUGAUCUUGAAAAACUUUUUGACUAAGUUUUUAUUUUUAUUUUUUGAAAUCUUGCAUUUCUGUGUAAGGAUGAAGGUAAGAAGGUAAUAAGGUAUUUUAUUUUUGAUGAAGCUUAUUUUGUAUCUUUGUUACAAAAGCUUGUUUCCACUCAAUUUAUGUAAAAAAAAAAAUGUUCCUUUGAAUUUUGUCAAAUAAUUUUGUUUUACAUGAAAUUAUGCCCCCCUUUUUUUUAGAUCAAAUUAUGCCCCAAAUUGUUUUUUCAUCAAAUUAUGCUAAAGCAUUUUUUUACAUCAAAUUAUGCCUCAAAUUUUGCAUUGAAUUAUGCUCAACAUUUUUUUACAUCAAAUUAUGCCUCAAAUUGUUUUUACAUCAAAUUAUGCAAAAGCAUUUUUUUACAUCAAAUUAUGCCUCAAUUUGUUUUUACAUCAAAUGAUGCCUCAAAUUAUUUUACAUUGAAUUAUGCUCAACAUUUUUUUAUACAUCAAAUUAGGCUAAAUCAUUUCUUUACAUCAAAUGAUGCCUCAAAUUAUUUUACAUUGAAUUAUGCUCAACAUUUUUUUUUAAAUCAAAUUAGGCUAAAUCAUUUCUUUACAUCAAAUUAUGCCUCAAAUUGUUUUUACAUCAAAUUAGGCUAAAGCAUUUUUUUACACCAAUUAUGCCUCAAAUUCUUUUUCAUCAAAUUAUGCUCAACAUUUUUUUUACAUCAAUUUAUGCUAAAGCAUUUUUUUUACAUCAAAUUAUGCCUCAAAUUGUUUUUACAUCAAAUUAUGCUAAAGCUUUUUUUACAUCAAAUUAUGCCUCAUUGUUUUUACAUCAAAUUAUGCCUCAAAGUCUUUUACAUUGAAUUAUGCUCAACAUUUUUUUUUUACAUCAAAUUAGGCAAAAUCAUUUUUUUACAUCAAAUUAUGCUAAAGCAUUUUUUUACAUCAAAUUAUGCCUCAAUUUGUUUUUACAUCAAUUUAUGCUAAAGCAUUUUUUUACACCAAUUAUGCCUCAAAUUAUUUUACAUUGAAUUAUGCUCAACAUUUUUUUUUCAUCAAAGUAGGCUAAAUCAUUUUUUUACAUCAAAUUAUGCCUCAAUUUGUUUUUACAUCAAAUUAUGCUAAAGCAUUUUUUUACACCAAUUAUGCCUCAAAUUCUUUUACAUUGAAUUAUGCUCAACAUUUUUUUACAUCAAAUUAGGCAAAAUAAUUUUUUUACACCAAAUUAUGCCUCAAAUUGUUUUUACAUCAAAUUAGGCUAAAGCAUUUUUUUACACCAAAUUAUGCCUCAAAUUGUUUUUCAUCAAAUUAUGCUCAACAUUUUUUUUACAUCAAUUUAUGCUAAAGCAUUUUUUUUACAUCAAAUUAUGCCUCAAAUUGUUUUUACAUCAAAUUAUGCUAAAGCUUUUUUUACAUCAAAUUAUGCGUCAAAUUAUUUUACAUCAAAUUAUGCUAAAGCAUUUUUUUACACCAAAUUGUGCCUCAAAUUGUUUUUACAUCAAAUUAUGCUAAAGCAUUUUUUUACACCAAAUUGUGCCUCAAAUUGUUUUUACAUCAAAUUAUGCCUCAUUGUUUUUACAUCAAAUUAUGCCUCAAAGUCUUUUACAUUGAAUUAUGCUCAACAUUUUUUUUUACAUCAAAUUAGGCAAAAUCAUUUUUUUACAUCAAAUUAUGCUAAAGCAUUUUUUUACAUCAAUUAUGCCUCAAUUUGUUUUUACAUCAAUUUAUGCUAAAGCAUUUUUUUACACCAAUUAUGCCUCAAAUUAUUUUACAUUGAAUUAUGCUAAAGCAUUUUUUUCAUCAAAUUAGGCUAAAUAUUUUUUUUACAUUCAAUUAUGCCUCAAUGAAUUUUUACAUCAAAUUAUGGUAAAUAAUUUUUUUACAUCAAUUUAUGCUAAAGCAUUUUUUUACACCAAUUAUACCUCAAAUUAUUUUACAUUGAAUUAUGCUCAACAUUUUUUUUUACAUCAAACUAGGCUAAAUAUUGUUUUUACAUCAAAUUAUGCUAAAGCAUUUUUUUACACCAAAUUAUGCCUCAAAUUGUUUUUACAUCAAAUUAUGCUAAAGCAUUUUUUUACAUCAAAUUAUGCCUCAAAUUCUUUUACAUUGAAUUAUGCUCAACAUUUUUUUUUCCAUCAAAUUAUGCUAAAUCAUUUUUUUACAUCAAAUUAUGGCUCAAAUUGUUUUUACACCAAAUUAUGCAAAAUAAUUUUUUUACAUCAAAUUAUGCUAAAGCAUUUUUUUACAUCAAAUUAUGCUGAAGCAUUUUUUUACACCAAUUAUGCCUCAAAUUCUUUUACAUUGAAUUAUGCUCAACAUUUUUUUUACAUCAAAUUAGGCAAAAUAAUUGUUUUACAUCAAAUUAUGCUAAAGCAUUUUUUUACACCAAAUUAUGCCUCAAAUUGUUUUUACAUCAAAUUAUGCUAAAGCAUUUUUUUUACAUCAAAUUAUGCCUCAAAUUCUUUUACAUUGAAUUGUGUUCAACAUUUUUUUUACAUCAAAUUAAGCAACAUAAUUUUUUUACACCAAAUUAUGCCUCAAAUUGUUUUUAUAUCAAAUUAUGCUAAAGUAUUAUUUACAUCAAAUUAUGCCUCAAAUUCUUUUACAUUUAAUUAUGCUCAACAUUUUUUUACAUCAAAUUAUGCCUCAAAUUGUUUUUACAUCAAAUUAUGCCCCAAAAGUUUUUUUUACAUCCAAUUGUGACUCCCAUUUUUUUGUACAACGAAUUAUGCCUCAAAUUAUUUUACAUCUAAUUAUGCUAAACAAUUUUUCUACAUCAAAUUAUGACAAAAAUGUUUUGCAUUAAAUUAUGUCUCCAAAUUGUUUUUUUUUUACAUCCAAUUAUGCCAACAUUGAAUAAAAACGUGUGAGCUAAAUGUUGGUUUCAAAAGUGUUUUAAAAUUGUGUAAAAAUUCAGUGAUAAAACAUUUUGUGGAGUAAAAAUCAGUGCAGAAAUAUUAAUAAAUAUUCCAAAAUAAGA
Molecule: messenger RNA, 5338 nt
Organism: Nerophis ophidion (straightnose pipefish)
Lineage: Eukaryota; Metazoa; Chordata; Actinopteri; Syngnathiformes; Syngnathidae
Gene: pomt1
Product: protein-O-mannosyltransferase 1
Exons: 20
Coding region: 169-2328 (719 amino acids)
Biological process (GO): protein O-linked glycosylation via mannose
Cellular component (GO): membrane; endoplasmic reticulum
Molecular function (GO): dolichyl-phosphate-mannose-protein mannosyltransferase activity
Source: RefSeq, a predicted model, not a curated record